AUGUUGGUGUAUUCUAUCCCUACAAUCGAGGAGCUUGUUGAAAUUAAAAUUACGAUUAUCAUCACGGUGGUAGCGAAUGUGAUUAAGAGGAAGAAAGGAGGCAGCUUCGGAGACGGCCUCGAUAGUGAUGAAGAUGCCGAUGUGAACCCCCGGAGGAAAAAGCCGCAGCAGGGCGCACCCAACGAAAUCCUAACGUUCAGCCCGGUCCACCAAGGUGGGCCCGGCACCUCCGCGAGAAGAAAGAGAGACCGGUCCCCACGACCAGGCACUGAGCAGACUGAUUUUUUACCCCGGCGCGUGAACACGAGCCGGGGUGAAUCCCUCGUCUCGAGGAGGCAGACAAAGGCCUACGCCCGGCAGGCUUAUUACGCCGGGCAGAGGGUGAUGCACGCCGGAAGCAGGCCGGCGUCCGAACCAACGCCCAACAAAAUAUCCUUCACAGAUGAGGACGCAUUCCUAUUCGACCAUCCCCACUCGGACGCCCUGGUGAUCACGGCCCCGAUAAUGGCGAUCAAGAUCCAUCGAAUAAUGGUCGACACCGGAGCCUAUGCGAGCAUCUUAUACUAUAGCACGUUCAAGAAAAUGGGGAUUGACAGGAAGGAAGUGCAACCUUGCCGAGAGCGGAUCCAGGGGUUCAAUGGCCACAUGACAACCCCUGUUGGGCAGUGGACUGCCCGAGCGAAUACAAUGCCAUCCUCGGCAGAACGGCCCUUUACAAGCUGA
Messenger RNA from Striga hermonthica, 723 nucleotides. NCBI's taxonomy places the organism in Eukaryota, Viridiplantae, Streptophyta, Magnoliopsida, Lamiales, Orobanchaceae. The record is from the annotation of a GenBank genome assembly.